This is a messenger RNA of Drosophila biarmipes, 1863 nucleotides long. It is a transcript of the gene bb8, whose product is annotated as glutamate dehydrogenase, mitochondrial. Lineage: Eukaryota; Metazoa; Arthropoda; Insecta; Diptera; Drosophilidae. Bases 133 to 1740 code for a protein of 535 amino acids. The record is from RefSeq and is a predicted model, not a curated record. Gene Ontology annotation, cellular component: mitochondrion. The transcript is spliced from 4 exons. Gene Ontology annotation, molecular function: L-glutamate dehydrogenase (NAD+) activity. Gene Ontology annotation, biological process: L-glutamate catabolic process.
UUGAUAUUUCAAAGUGGUCUUUGUCCUCUUUGUGUCUUCCUAUAUAUAUAUUUUUUUCUUGAAUAUUUCUGUGAGAUUGCCAAAUUCUCCUUAACAUCCUUUUGUGCCGUGAUAACCUGCUGCUGCUCCAGGAUGUUUCGCAGUGUGACAUCCGUCCUUGGCAAAAUGCGGCGCCUUAGGCCUAAGUCAAUGUCGGUUCGCUUGGAGCACCAAAUGCCCGAGAACCUCAAAAAGGUCGAGACGGACAAGGACCCCGAGUUCUCGGCCAUGGUGAUGUACUACUACCACAAGGCCGCCCAGACCAUGGAGCCGGCUCUGGUCAAGGAGAUGGAGAAGUACCCGCAUAUGAAGCCCGAGGAGCGUCAGGCCCGUGUGUCUGCUAUCCUCAACCUGGUCGGCAGUGUCUCCACCUCGGUGGAGGUCAACUUUCCCAUUGUGCGCAAGAAUGGCACCUACGAGAUCAUAAGCGGCUAUCGCUCGCAUCAUGUUCGCCAUCGCCUGCCUCUAAAAGGGGGAAUCCGGUACGGUCUAGAUGUGGACUCUCACGAGGUGAAGGCCCUGGCCGCCAUAAUGACAUUCAAGUGCGCGUGCGUAAAUCUCCCGUACGGUGGAUCCAAGGGCGGAGUCUGCAUCGACCCCAAGCAGUAUACUGUGGAUGAGCUGCAGACCAUCACCCGUCGGUACACGAUGGAGCUGCUGAAGCGAAAUAUGAUAGGCCCCGGCAUUGAUGUCCCGGCACCGGAUGUGAACACUGGUCCGCGUGAGAUGGCCUGGAUUGUGGAUCAGUACCAGAAGACCUUUGGCUACAAGGACAUCAAUUCCUCUGCCAUAGUCACUGGGAAGCCAGUUCACAUUGGUGGCAUCAACGGGCGUCACUCGGCCACGGGCAGGGGCGUUUGGAAGUCGGGCGAUCUUUUCCUGCAGGACCAGGAAUGGAUGGAUCUGCUCAAGUGGAAGACGGGCUGGAAGGACAAGACGGUCAUUGUGCAGGGCUUCGGGAAUGUGGGAUCCUUUGCGUCAAAGUUCGUCCAUGAGGCGGGCGCCAAGGUCAUCGGGAUCAAGGAAAUGGAUGUAUCCCUUUACAAUAAGGAUGGCAUUGAUAUCAAUGACCUUUUUGAGUACAAGGAGGAGAAGAAGACCAUUAAGGGCUACCCCAAGGCGGAGGAGUCGAAGGAGGAGCUGCUGACGGCCGAGACCGACAUCCUGAUGCCCUGCGCCACCCAGAAGGUGAUAACCAGCGACAACGCCAAUGAUGUCAAGGCCAAGUUGAUCCUGGAGGGCGCCAAUGGACCCACCACUCCCUCCGGAGAGAAGAUCCUGUUAGACAAGGGAGCACUCAUCGUACCCGAUCUGUAUUGCAAUGCGGGCGGGGUGACUGUAUCCUACUUUGAGUACCUGAAGAACAUUAACCAUGUGUCCUACGGAAAGAUGAACUCCAAAACCACCUCGGAACUAAUUAUUGAGCUGAUGAACUCUAUAAACGAGUCCCUGCACCAGUGCCCCGAUGCUCCAUACCCUGAGAUUAAACCCAAUAAGAAGUUGAAGAAGAUCCGAGAGUGCACCACGGAGGCGGACAUCGUGGACUCUGCCCUCCAGACUGUGAUGGAGGCUGCUGCCCUUGGCAUCAAGCAGAUGGCCCACAAGUUUGAGUUAUGCAACGAUCUUCGCCGUGCCGCCUACGUCUGGUCCUCCUUCAAAAUUUUCCAGGCCAUGGAAAGCUCCGGGAUUUCUCAGCAGUGAUGCUGCGUGUCGUAUUUGAGAAACCGCUAUUUAAGAUAUACAUCUAUAUACAUAUUUUGCUUUAGAAUGCUGAAAUUAUUGUUUAUAAUACUUUAUUAAGUUAAAUAAAUAUUACAAAAAAUA